Molecule: messenger RNA, 336 nt
Organism: Aspergillus oryzae RIB40
Lineage: Eukaryota; Fungi; Ascomycota; Eurotiomycetes; Eurotiales; Aspergillaceae
Exons: 2
Coding region: 1-336 (111 amino acids)
Source: RefSeq, a predicted model, not a curated record
AUGAAUCCCAAAACGAUACUACUCCUUUUAACCACAAUAACCCUUUCAACCGCAAUCCCCUUCUCUCAGCAGCAGACCCCAGCCUCAACCCCAACUAAACAAUCCGCACACCCAGCGCUGAGCUCUAUUGCUGCCUCUGCCUCUGUCUCACCAAAGGCAAACAAUGGUAUCUGUCCAGACACCCAUCGGUCCAAACAAUGUUGUCAGAGCAUCGACUCCAUCGCAGAGGGCAUCACUAAGCCAUUGGGCCAGCUUAUUCCAUUAUUAGAUGGGGCAACGGUAAAAAGUAUCCUCUCGCUUGAUUUCUUUUUGUAUAUAUUGCCGCGCAGCUGCUGA